Molecule: messenger RNA, 210 nt
Organism: Pipistrellus nathusii (Nathusius's pipistrelle)
Lineage: Eukaryota; Metazoa; Chordata; Mammalia; Chiroptera; Vespertilionidae
Source: the annotation of a GenBank genome assembly
AUGGACACGAGUCGCGUGCAGCCCAUCAAGCUGGCCAGGGUGACCAAGGUGCUGGGCAGGACCGGCUCCCAGGGACAGUGCACGCAGGUCCGCGUGGAGUUCAUGGACGACACGAGCCGCUCCAUCAUCCGCAACGUGAAAGGCCCUGUGCGCGAGGGCGACGUGCUCACCCUAUUGGAGUCCGAGCGAGAGGCCCGGAGGUUGCGCUGA